Tarenaya hassleriana is the source of this 735-nucleotide messenger RNA. Its product is annotated as CASP-like protein 1C1. Lineage: Eukaryota; Viridiplantae; Streptophyta; Magnoliopsida; Brassicales; Cleomaceae. The transcript is spliced from 2 exons. Bases 122 to 616 code for a protein of 164 amino acids. The record is from RefSeq and is a predicted model, not a curated record.
GACGGUGAGUGACAGUUGAAAAAUCUCAUCUAACUCGGCCAACCCCCUCGACCUUUUCACGUUAUUAUAUUACUAUCACUAUUAUCAUUCCGAUGUUCCAUAUUUUUUUCUCAAUCGAGAGAUGGUGAAGUUGACGAAGAGGAUAGGGAGCGUGGUGCUGAGGCUGGCAGCCUUGUGCGCAUCUCUAGGAGCCGUGGUGACGAUGGUCACCAGCCACCAGCGAGCCUCUUUCUUCGCCGUCUCCCUCGAGGCUAAGUACACCGACAUGCCCUCCUUCAAGUACUUCGUGAUCGCAAACGCAGUUGUGAGCGUUUACAGCUUCAUGGUGUUGUUUCUUCCAAAGGAGAGUUUGCUGUGGAAGUUCGCGGUGGUAAUGGACCUGGUGAGCUCGAUGCUGCUGACGUCAAGCCUGUCGGCCGCGUUGGCGGUUGCGGAGGUUGGGAAGAGAGGAAACGCAAACGCAGGUUGGUUGCCUAUCUGCGGCCAAGUCGCCAAAUUCUGCGGUCAGAUAACCGGAGCUCUCGUCGCGGGUUUCGUCGCUCUCAUCCUCUACCUCCUCUUGCUCAUCUUCUCUCUCCACUCCGUCCUCGACCCUUUCCUCCUCCAAAAACCUUAAAGAAAACACUCCCAUCUUAGUAUAUAUAUAUAUGUCUGUGUGUGUACAUCACUCUUACAUAUAUGUAGUUUUGAUUUUGAUUUUCCUUUUUAUGAUUAUUACAAGGAAUAAAAUAUUUA